Messenger RNA from Salvia miltiorrhiza (redroot sage), 1716 nucleotides. RefSeq names its product high mobility group B protein 13-like. The coding region runs from base 64 to 1548 and encodes 494 amino acids. Gene Ontology annotation, molecular function: DNA binding. The transcript has 8 exons. NCBI's taxonomy places the organism in Eukaryota, Viridiplantae, Streptophyta, Magnoliopsida, Lamiales, Lamiaceae. The record is from RefSeq and is a predicted model, not a curated record.
UUCACAACUUCUCUCACAACUAUUCACCAUUCUCUCUCUAUCACUCUCUCUCCAACUUUUCCAAUGGCUGCCGUAGCAGAAAACCCUACAAUCGCCGACCCAGCGCCCGCGAAGAGAGGGAGAACAAAAAAAGCGCUGAAGCCGAAAACUGUCACGUCAAGUGAGGUCAACAUCGCCGCCGGGGAGAUUCCGGAGCCAUCUCCUGUCGCCGCUCCGCCGCCGGAAAACUCCGCCGGAAAAGAGAACCACGAGAGCCUGUCUCGGAAAAAAACGAAGAAAGGGGCGGCGAAGGGGAAGCAACCGGCGUCCGACGCGUCUUCCUUCGAGAAACAGCUGCAGGAAAUGCAGGAGCAACUCGAGAAGUUGAAGAUCGAGAAGGAGCAGACCGAGGAAAUGUUGAAGGCCAAGGAGGAACAACUCGAGACUCGUGAUCGCGAGCAAGAGAAACUCAAAAUCGAAUUGAAGAAAUUGCAGAAGAUCAAGGAGUUCAAACCCACUGUGACAUUCCCGCUAGGGCUCGGAAUCAAAGAUUUAGAGCAAGAGAAGAAGGAGAAGAAGAAGGGAGGGACGAAGAAGCCAUCUCCUCCUUACGUGCUGUGGUGCAAAGACCAGUGGAAUGAGGUGAAGAAAUCUAAUCCAGAUACCGAUUUCAAGGAGAUGGCGAACCUGUUGGGGGCAAAAUGGAAAUCCAUCACCGUGGAAGAGAAGAAGCCUUAUGAAGAGAGGUACCAAGCAGAGAAGGAAGCCUAUUUGAAGAUUGCAGGAAACGAGAAGCGCGAGCUCGAGGCGAUGAAGCUUCUUGAAGACGAGCAGAAGCAGAAGACUGCAAUCGAGUUGCUCGAACAGUACCUUCAGUUUAAGCAGGAGGCAGAGAAGGAAAACAACAAGAAAACAAAGAAGGAGAAAGACCCUUUGAAGCCGAAGCAGCCGAUGUCGGCCUACUUCAUCUUCUCCAAUGAGCGCAGAGCUGCUCUGCUUGCAGAAAACAAGAAUGUCUUGGAGGUUGCAAAGAUCACAGGUGAGGAGUGGAAGAAGAUGACAGAUGAACAAAAAAACCCCUAUGAAGAGAUAGCAUUGAAAAACAAAGAACAAUAUAUGCAAGAGAUGGAAUUGUACAAGCAGAGGAAGGAAGAAGAAGCUGCUAACCUCAAGAAAGAUGGGGAAGAGUUCAUGAAACUCCAGAAGCAAGAAGCUAUGCAACUGCUUAAAAAGAAAGAGAAAACUGAAACUCUAAUCAAGAAAAACAAAGAGAAUCGCCAGAAGAAGAAGAAUGAAGAGAAGAUUGUUGAUCCGAACAAACCAAAGCGGCCUGCCUCGUCUUUCCUUCUCUUCAGCAAGGAGACGAGGAAGAGUUUGGUGGAAGAGCGCCCCGGUGUCAACAACUCUACGAUCACUGCACUCAUUUCGCUCAAGUGGAAGGAAAUAAGUGAGGAAGAGAAGCAGGUUUGGAAUGAGAAAGCUGCGGAAGCAAUGGAGGCGUAUAAGAAAGAACUGGAAACAUACAACAAGAAUUUGGCAGCAGCAGAAGAGGCCCAAAAACAAGGAUGAUUAAAAAAGUGGAUGUUUAGGGAUGGAUGAUGUUCAACUUGGAUUAUGUUGAACUUGCAACUUUGAUAUUUUUGUAGGAAUUCUAUUCUGACAUUUUUGUUUUGGAAUGAUUCGUAUUGCAAAUGUUGUUAUCGCGCAUUCUCUUAUCAAUUGUUGUGUUUGGAUGCU